AUGCCUCUGCGCAUCUCACUCCAGUCCUCCCUGAAGGCAUUGAACGGUACAUAUUCUUCUUCGGCAUCGCUCCGCCGCCAGAUUGUGCUAAAUCGUGAUUGCUUAGGCCCAGCUUCCGCUCCGCUCAAUGCAUUCUACACCUCGAUCAGAGCCGCCUCUGGCAAGGCUCAAGUUCGCAGAAAGCAUGAUCCAUUCAUGGCCGCUCAGGCCCGCCAGCGCAAAGCAGCCAAUGUGUCCCGGCAAAAAGAGCUCGCGGUGGAGCGGGAUUCCUCGCUCGGCGAUCCCGUGAAGAGCAGCCCGACACCCUUCAUCCUCGAAAUGACCGCAAUUCAAACCGACGCGCAGGUUCCCCCCUCUUUGACCGAUCUCAACUACUAUUUGGAAGCGAAAGAGUUGGAUGCUGCCCUGGGAUUCUCUAAAAACUUGACCGAGCCGCUCCCAAAUCCCGACCGCAAUGUUGCCGACCCCCAGGCCGAGCAAGAACAACUCGAACUGCAUGAACAAGAGCACAGGAAUGCUCAAGAGGCGAUCAACAGAAUUGUCAACCUCAACAAUGGAAACACCAAGGACCGGGUGCGCCUCAACAUCAUGAAGUGCGUCGAGACCUUCGGACGACACUACACAGACCUUAAUCUCUCACCGAAGCCAUCGGGUGUGAUCCAUGGAUCUGCCCCAGUUCACCCUGCUCGCGCGCCGCGCGUCGGCCCCGAUACUGGCUCCGCAGAGGUUCAGGCUGCCAUUUUGACUGUGAAGAUCAUGAACCUCUCCCGCCACCUGGAGUCCGCUACCAGGGACAAGCACAACCGACGUAACAUGCAGCUUCUCGUCCACAAGCGCCAAAAGCUUUUGCAAUAUGUUCGCCGGAAGGAGCGUGGAGGUCCUCGGUGGCAGAACUUAAUGGGAACUUUGGGAUUGUCUGAUGCUGCAUGGAAGGGCGAGAUUUCCCUAUGA
Molecule: messenger RNA, 951 nt
Organism: Penicillium olsonii
Lineage: Eukaryota; Fungi; Ascomycota; Eurotiomycetes; Eurotiales; Aspergillaceae
Source: the annotation of a GenBank genome assembly